AUGGAUUCUGCACACGCCUCCUCCUAUCGAGCGGGCGAAGCGCCAUCAAGACCCGCAAAUUUUGAUUAUACGUAUCAGCCGAACGAGGCUACAGACGCUUCCGUCAAACCCCUACCGCAGUCAGUUUUCAACGAGAUCUCAACGAGAUUAGAGGCGGAAGUGCAGAAGAGAGAAUGGACCAAUCGGCCAAGAACCUGGUUCAUUCUGAACCAAAUCAAACGCCUUGAUGCUAUGGAAGCGUUCAUCAAUCAAGGUCUCAAUGAUACCUCUCUACCAUACAAGGGUCGAAACUCACUGCCGGAAACUCUCAAUUUCUUUGAAGCCAAUGACUUCUUGAAAUGGCAAGAUUUAGUAAUCAGCGACGUACUGUCUUUGGAACAAGGCAAGCACGUUUGGAUUCCGAAUGGAGAUGUGCUUUUCGAAAGCAGCCGGCCGAGGUUAGGUGUUGGUAGCCAAGGUUCCUCAGUCGUGGACAAAGUGGUCAGCAAAGCGACCGGAAAAGUGUACGCUCGAAAACGCAUCAAUCGUGCGAAGCUUUUUGGUCACGACAGACAAGCGCAGAAGACAUAUGAAAAUGAAAUCAAAGUUCUCUCCAAAGUUGCUGAGAAUGAUCAUCUCAUUAAAGUGAGGGGGACAUAUACCGACAAGAAGUAUCUAGUCAUGCUCUUGGAGCCUGUGGCCGAUGGUAACCUAAAACAGUACAUGAAUAAAGGACCGUUGACUUCCACGGUAGAGCAGAGCAGGUUCCGGACGUAUUUUGGUUGUCUGGCUCACACGAUUCUGUUCCUGCAUGAUUCAUCCAUCCAAACACUGCACAAAGACAUCAAACCGGAGAACAUAUUGAUUAAGGAUGACAGGUCAAAGUAUGACCCGGAGCAAUGUUGGGGAUCACCGAACACCGCGAUAUCAGAGUCCGGAAGUUGCUACUUCAAGCGAAUUUCACCGCUCAUCAGACAUUUGGUCAUUGGGUGUCGUCUUCCUUGA
Messenger RNA from Letharia columbiana, 984 nucleotides. RefSeq lists its product as uncharacterized. Gene Ontology annotation, biological process: autophagy; autophagosome organization; protein autophosphorylation. Bases 1 to 984 code for a protein of 327 amino acids. Gene Ontology annotation, molecular function: protein serine/threonine kinase activity; ATP binding. The transcript is spliced from 3 exons. Gene Ontology annotation, cellular component: autophagosome; cytoplasm. NCBI's taxonomy places the organism in Eukaryota, Fungi, Ascomycota, Lecanoromycetes, Lecanorales, Parmeliaceae. The record is from RefSeq and is a predicted model, not a curated record.